Dicentrarchus labrax (European seabass) is the source of this 2269-nucleotide messenger RNA. Its product is annotated as myeloid-associated differentiation marker. The record is from RefSeq and is a predicted model, not a curated record. The transcript has a single exon. The coding region runs from base 301 to 1182 and encodes 293 amino acids. Lineage: Eukaryota; Metazoa; Chordata; Actinopteri; Moronidae. Gene Ontology annotation, cellular component: membrane.
AUAUUAUUUUGAAGUUUUAGUGUAAACAGGAUGAAGCACUGGUGAACAGAACAGAGAGAAGGCAUGUGUUUUUGAUAAAAAUCCAGAACAUUCAAAAGAAGAUUUUUUUGAUGGACUGUACUGGACUAACCUUCAGAAGUCAACAUUAGGCAGAUAUUCUGGUAACAAUACUAGCUGGCUGACGAAGCUCUGAAUUACAGGAUUUAAACACCUGUGAGACAACACCUAGAGCAACCGAGACUGAAAUUUGGAUAUUCUGUCUUCUUGGAUAUUGGAUCACUUAAAUUCAACAUUGUGACAAUGCCUGUGAUUGUACUAGAGGCCAGAGACUUCACUAAUCCCCUUUCUUUGGUGCGGACAUGGGAAGUCUUAUCUGGCCUUACCACCUUCAGUCUUGUGGCUGCACAGAAAAAUCAAUCGGACAUCGAACACCUCAGCACAUUCAGGAUCUUCUGCAUGUUUACCUGGUGCUUCUUCUUCAUCCUUACACUCUUCAUUCACAUUCUCAGUGUCAUCCAGUUUCACAGCCUCAUCCCAAUAUCCUGGAAGAACUUGACGGUGACAGUGGCAGUCUUAGGUGCACUGAUGUGUUUAAGUGCCUCUGUGGUUUUCCCUUGGAUCAUCAUGGAUCACAAAAGCGUGUCGGCGUACCCUGUGGCAGCUGCUGUGUUCUCCUGUCUGACCUUCCUGGCCUACUCCUCAGAGUCAUAUGUUCUUUGCACCCAGGCCCAUGAGCAAAGAGGCUAUAUGGGCAGCAUGCCUGGUCUCCUCAAGAUACUCCAACUCUGGGGAGGCUGUCAGAUGAUACCCCUGGCUGUGGUGGCAGUUCGUGAACUGACUGGAAUACACCCUUGGCAGCUGUGGGUCUCAGGCAUGUCAUACAGUGUGUGUGUCCUCAUGUCUGUAGUCACACUGGUGGUAAUAUUAGGAGACUUUGCUGGCCGAUGCCUUUUACCUUUCGACAGAUUUUUGGCUGGCUUCAGUCUGAUUGGGGUGUUGCUCUACAUGGUGGCCACAGUGAUUUGUUUUACCAAGAUACUGCAGCUGAAAGACCCCAGACAAAAUGAUGACAAAAGAGAACGGGUCAUCAUGGAAACAGUGGUUUCCAGUAUUACACUGUUAGCUUAUACAGUGGACCUUGCCUUCUCCAUUAAACAGUUGUGUGACAGGAGCCACACAUGAAGUAACACAUAAAAUAUAUUGCAUGUGAAGUUUAUCAUCUAUAGCCAUGAAGAUUUAGGAGGAAAUCACAUCUCAUCAUCAUCACCAUCAUCAAGUGUGUAAAAGUCAAACUGAAUGGAUAUCUCUGCUGUUAACAAUUGCUGUGUAAUCAAAUGAUCUGUCUAGACCUCUGAAUUGCAAACUUAUAAGAUCGAAACAAGUUAUUCACACAUGCUCUUUUCUAAUCAACCCUUUGCACAUAUUUGUAACCACGUUUGACCUUUAUUUUGCGAUAAACAAACAUUUUAAUUGUAUAUGGAUGUGUUGUUUAAAUGGAUAUGAAAAGGGUUUUAAAAAAACAAUAAUCUUGCAGGUCAGAUUAGGCUAUAUUAUAUUUUUGCCUUACGAGCCGGAAGAAGGGGUAUGACUGGCAGUUUGAUAUCCCUGAUGUUGAGCGUACAAAAAUGAGGAAACCUGGCACCAAAUGGUACAUGCUGAUAAUAAAAUAAUUUCUGUCUUAUCACUAAAAAACAUUUCAAGUCUAGUGUUUUCUUUUAGAUUAUACACUUUAAAGCUGGGAUCUGUAGGCUAUGUAAGGAGAGACCAUGUUUUGGGCCUUCAUUUGUUUUUUGGCUGUGAACAACAAAGAUAAUAGGCUAUAACAUGAAAAUGUAUAGAAAGUGCCAUUUUUUAAGUAGUAUUUGAAUGUUGAAGUGGCCCUCCUAUGAGGUGAGGUGAGGUGAGAGUGCUGCUUUAAAGCCUGCAAAUUAACAUGUGCAUCUGUUUAAAAUCACACGACUGGACUUUAAUUUUAGAAUAUUAGGUAUAUAAGUGUUUUCCCGCAGCAGGAAAUACAUUGGUCUCAACAAUGUUUUAUUGUGAAGGUUUUUAAUCAGAUAAAUCACAAUCUUUAACAGUAGUGGUUAAUUAAGACUGUUCUUUCAGUUCACAUGGACAAGCUGCAUUACAUUACAUCUACUACUGUAUGCUACACACUUAAAAAUAUUACUUUAUUUAAAAAAACAGAAAAAGGAAGGAGAAAGUGUUUGAUUUCAUAUGUGCUCAUUAUCUCGUUUAAUUCAAAUUAAAGACUGCAGAUCUGACAAUA